This is a messenger RNA of Hypoxylon trugodes, 1747 nucleotides long. RefSeq lists its product as uncharacterized. Bases 651 to 1361 code for a protein of 236 amino acids. NCBI's taxonomy places the organism in Eukaryota, Fungi, Ascomycota, Sordariomycetes, Xylariales, Hypoxylaceae. The transcript is spliced from 2 exons. The record is from RefSeq and is a predicted model, not a curated record.
AAACUGUCGAACCCACAUUGUUGCAGAUUUGGCAAGAACCCACCAGUUCCAUAAGUACCCAUAAAUCCCAUAAGAUCCAUAAAUUUGCCUCGGAGCCAGACGCUAAAGCGGAACCGUACUAGCUCAAAGUCUUAGGGUAGUUUUAGAGUAGGUUGAUCGUUCAGGGGUGCGCCCAGCCACUUCAAAUUGUCGGUGAAGGGACGAUCCCUCUCUUCUCAUUCGCAGUUCCAACUCACGAUGCUCUCCUAAGCCUUAAAACCUUUUUUUUCUUACAUUCGAGUCCAUCGCGUGCUGCCGAAGUGGGUAGUUCUAGAUUUCAAAGGUUUCCCCGUUUGAUUGUUCGUAGACUGGCCGGUGCUUUGCAGCUCACAAAAAGGGAUCGUCAAGACCAAGAAAACGAUACGAUACGAUCUUGAUCUUCCACAAACGGAUCUACUGAGCAGCUGUGAGAAAGAUUGAUCUUCGAACCGAGCUCUCUCUUUUCACUCAUUUUGGACCCGCUGCAAGCAACAGGAACAACAGCUCUGUGAGACUCGACCUCGACGACAACGUCUCACGACCUCACACAAACACUUGAGUGAAACAUUCUCAUAAUCAUCUAUUUCAUAAAUAUCCCGUGUAUAUAUACCACCAACAUAAUAUCUGCAAAUAUGGGUUCCUGGGAUUGGGACGGAGAAUCCGUCAUCUCAACCUCAACACGCAGGUCGCGAUCCGGCCACCACAAGACUUCCAAGUCGCGGGAUUCAUCGCGCUCCCACCGCAGCAGCAAGCGACACUCAGGUCUUGCGUCCUUCUUCGGUGUCGGUGGCAAUCACAGCCAUCGCAGCACCAGCGGUAGCCACUACGCCAAAAACAAUGCCUCUAAGAGCUCUCUCUUCAACCUAGCUGGAGGCAACAACAGCACGCGGAGUUUCUUCAGUUUCGGUCGUUCAAACUCGUACUACAAACGGCAACCACGAUCCUCCUUCCUGCAGCGCACGCUCAAGAAACUCAAGCGUCUCCUCCGCGACCUCGUAUACUACGCCAAACGCCACCCCCUCAAAGUAUUCAUGCUCGUCAUAAUGCCCCUCAUCACCGGCGGUGCCCUAACUGCGCUCCUAGCGCGUUUUGGACUCCGCCUACCACCAACCAUCGAGCGCAUGCUCGGCGUAGCCGCACGUGCCGGUUCAGGCGAUAGCACCGGUCUAAUGAGCGAAGCCGUACGCAUGGCCGGUGGUCUAGGACGCCAUGAGUCCAUUUCCAUUGAGCGCGCUCCGCACGGCCAUCAUAAUGAUUACCAAUGGGAGCGCCGUCGAGAGUACCACGGUGAAAGCAGUGGCUCCGGCGGUUUCUUCAGUGGAAUACGAGAUUUCUUUUCUUAGGCGUGAAGCCAACUAAAUAAAACAAACAACCAAAAAAGAAAAUCAUAUAAUCACACAUUUCUCAUCUCUGGGUAUGUAUAAUUCGGGAUACCCUGGGGUUGGGAGAUUUAACGCCUGGCCGGCCGGACGGAUGGAUGAACGGACGAGCAGGCGGGCGGAAUGAGUUUGAUACUUGAAGUAUCUACCUAAUAUGAGGCGUUCCGGUUUGGGCGGACCUAGUUUUUGAAUUAAGAGUUCUUUUCUUCACUUCUUAUCUUUCAUUACGUAUACCUUUUGCUAGAGUUGGGGUUCACGAUUGAUGUCUGGAAAAAGAAGAAUGGUUUGAAAGAAUCGAUACGAUACCCUAAUGUUAGACUUAAGAAUUUAGUCACAUUUUUCCAUUAAAA